Molecule: messenger RNA, 5969 nt
Organism: Folsomia candida
Lineage: Eukaryota; Metazoa; Arthropoda; Collembola; Entomobryomorpha; Isotomidae
Product: receptor-type guanylate cyclase Gyc76C
Exons: 27
Coding region: 2009-5731 (1240 amino acids)
Biological process (GO): intracellular signal transduction; cGMP biosynthetic process; protein phosphorylation
Molecular function (GO): ATP binding; protein kinase activity; guanylate cyclase activity
Source: RefSeq, a predicted model, not a curated record
UUUCACCCGUCUAGCAAUAAAUUCAUUGGGUUUGGCUUCCAUUCACUAUAUAUGUACAUAAAUACAACCGGAACUGGGUUCGUGAUUUAACUGCACUUUAUAUUUUCUGCAAAAACCACGCCUAUUCGACAAUUUAAAAAAAAAACAUUCUGAAUAUUUAUUAGUAACUGACUUUUUUGAGUGUUUGUUAUUGUUGUGUCGAUAAGAUACGAAUUUUGUAUUAAACUAGACAACCAGUUCAUGUCCACUCUGUUGCCCAUCCACCCAUAUCAAAUUUCCCCUUACGCAACGACAAGAAGACGAGCAGGCUGUUGCGGACUAGUGUCGGAAAAGAAAGCAAUUUGCAUAACGGCAGCGUUCUCAGGCAGAAGUGAAUUGUGCUCCAAAUUCCUUCAGCGUCGUUUACAUACGACUUCUUCUCCGAAACAAAAGUGCGUAACAAGCAGCAUUUCUAAAAUACUUAUAGGACAAUAAUUCUACUUGUAUCGCUUUCACUUCCGCAUAAACGACGCUGCACACAUACAAUAAACACAUACUUAAACAUUUUGGGGGAGUCUCUCAGAGGGAAACUAAACACGCGGACCCAAUGAAUAUGCACUUGUGUAAAUUGGUAGACAACAAAAAAUGUCAAGCCGUUGCACGAAAACAAAUUUCAAGUCAAAAUAUUCUCCUACUCAGAAAUGGGGAGGAGGAACAAUGCAAUGGUAUAAUCUCGAUGAAACCAUGUAAAUACACGAGGAUACCGGAUACAAAUUCACAGAGUGUGUAACUUGCACCACAUAAAUUACAAAAUGCGACAUUUAAUACCGAGUCUUUAAACGAAGCAAAUUUCCAUAAAAGCCCUUCUAGAAAACUAUACACUGCAUAUCCGAUCUAUUAAAUUACAGGAAAAUGGAUAAAAUUGAAAACUGCAUUUAUGGCUUCUCAAUCCGUUUUUGCACAAAUGGGACUUCCUAUUUGAAUUUCUAUCCCAAACCAGAUAUAGAAUUUUGUGUUGUUAUUAUUAUGUAUGCAUCACAAACAUGGAAGCAACAGAGGUAUGGAGCUUGGAGAGAAAUUUCACUUAAAUCAAUGGAUUGCUGCAUAGCCACCCAGUUAUCGCUUGCCAUAUUGAGACAAAACUUUCGCAUGGGGAAAGCGAUUAAAGCAAUGAGCAUCCUAUUGUGAAUGUAUUUAGGAAAGCAUAUGUAAAUAGACAUGUGUAUCCCGAUAAACUUGACUUUCUCAAGUGAAUAACGAUGCGGAAUGAGAUAUGCAUGCUUCAGAACAUCAAAAUCACUCAGCUUGAAAAUGAUGCGACUUAUCACCCUGUGGAAGCUAAACAUGCAGGGCUAUCCAGGACUUUGAAAAAAACGGACUGCACCCACCAACAACCAACCAACACUUAAUGGAGUAGGAAACCGUGUAGUGAUGAAGAUCACUUUGCGUUGCGUAUAUGCACAUGAACACAAUACGUAUAAAGUUGGGGAAAGUGGAGAAAUCUCUCAGUCGGGACUCAGGCUUGCUUCUAUCGAACAACAACUUUCCCCUCCGCCCACACAUCCACUUUUACUUAAGUAGAUGUACAUAAGGAAUCCCACUGUCAUUUCUGGGAUUCAAGUACAGUUUCCAUUUAUUUCAACAGAUAAUACUUUAAUUGUGUGCGAAAUUACAGGCAUAAGUUCCACAAAUAUAGUAUUAAAUUAAGGCUAAAAAUAUAUUUCGGUCCCGUCUUUCUCGUGUCAUUAUUUUAUCGAGGGUACAAAAUAUAUCUGUACUUUUACGAGAAAUGUGAGACCUUCUUAUACACCUCGUGUCUCUCAAUCUUAAACUCAACAGGUACGAACAUAAAUAUUUAAUUAAGUUACCAGGCCCUGUGGACCAUGCUUUUCUACACAUAUUGACCUUUAUCUUCUCAAGUGUGUGCGGGUGGUACCUGGAAAUAAAAAUCGGAUCCAAACUUCAUAUUAUACAAGACACUCGCAUCUGCACUUACAGAGGAAAUGUGAUACCUGAAGUGGCAAACAAAAUGGAAAGCACUGUUCUUCUCAACCUGAUUCUAUUUAUACAACUCGUCAUCAUCUCCACGGCGAAACCUCGAACGCCCACAACGUUCGGACCCUUGCACGAGCCACAGUUCCUGAGCCGCAUGGAUAGAUUUUGGGAAGGAAAUGAAACGAUAUGGCAAGUACAAUUUCGAGGUCAAGGGUCUCCCAAAUUAAUCCUGGAUUUACGUCUCGGUUUCAUCAUGGGAUCCAGUAGAAAACCAGGUGAUGAAGAAUAUUCUCGCCCAGGUCUCACAAUUGCUGGGGGGUUGAGCGCCGCCCUCUCAGACUUGUAUAAAGAGCGAGACUUUUUCGGAAGACAUGUGCAAGUCAACUUUGACCUCAGAGUGGGGGAAACGUUCGGCGACGAGGAAAGGAGUAUCAAAGCAGUCGCUACGUUCUGGAAGGAUUGGAAUGUGUCGCUCAUCAUCGGGCCGCAGGAGUCGUGCGUUCACGAAGGGCGUCUCACGGCUUCCUUGAACAUUCCAAUCAUCUCCUACUUCUGCAGUGACGAACAAACAUCAGACAAACGCCACUUUCCCACCUUCAGCAGAACACGGCCACCAGACGCUGCAAUUUCAAAAGCUGUGGCGUCUCUUGUUUCAACUUACGGAUGGAACGAAUCGGUAACCCUGAUCUACUCGGACUCUCCCGAUGACCAAAGGGCUAAGCGAGUAGCAAGAGGGUUGUCGCUGCUGCUUAGCGCUCACACCCAAAUUCCUUACAAGGGACCUUACCAUCAUGGCUACGGGGACAAUCCAUUCGACUCAAUUGUUGCUCGGACCAAGGAUACGACUCGUAUUUACAUCAUUACUGCCGAGUACUUUGAACAUCUUGGACUUUUACUUGCCCUAAAAAAGCACAAUCUCUUAGAAAAAGGCGAGUAUUUGGUGAUCGGAGUGUCGAUGGAUGAUUACAAAGACGACGUGUGGAACGCCCGAAGAUAUUUUAAAGGACUGCUCACUGACGAAAACGAGACUGAUGAAGCUCCCUUUGCGUUCAGGUCAUACCUUGGAAUACUGGCCUCACCACCACGAAAUUUUACAGAAUUUUCACGUCGUGUCAAUUACUGGAUGGAACAGGAACCUUUCGAGUUCAAGAAUCCUUUAUCAAAGCUCGGAGGGAUGAAGAACAUCCGGAUCGAGGCAGCUUAUCUCUACGAUGCUGUAAUGCUAUAUGCCCACGCCAUCCAGCAAAUUAUUGUGGAGGAGAAAGCUCGUUUACGAGAAGAGGGAGGAUUAUCCAACACUCAGGUCGAGUGGUCCCUGGCUCUGUCUGAACUCGUCAAGAACAAAGUGCUGGAUGGACGAGGGAUUUCCCGAAGGCUGAGGGACAUACGUUAUCAAUCCGCCACAGGACAUGAGACCAAGAUGGACGAGAACGGAGAUGCCGAGGGAAACUUUACGCUUAUCUCAUUGAAAAAUAAGGGAGGCGUCUUGGGCCUAUAUCCCGUCGGACUCUUUCUCAGAUCCUCGUCACAGCUGCCGGAACUUGCCCUGUUCGACAAGAUCGACUGGUUGGGUGAAAAUCCCCCAGUGAGUGAACCUCCAUGCGGAUUUUUUGGUGAAAAAUGUCAACGGGACACAAACAGACUUUGGACCCUUGCCACCCUCGUUCUAAUUCUCACCAUUGUAAUGGGAGGAGUCUAUCUGGUGUUUCGACACUGGCGACUUUCUCGAGACAUGGACACCCUUCUUUGGCGCAUUGACAAGAAGGACAUUUCCUGGGAAUCGGGGACAAUGUGCCCUUUUGUGGGGGGCAGGGCUUGCACUGGGAGUCAGGCUUCACUAGCUCGUUUCUCCACUCUUUUUGCACCCUUGGUUCAAUAUCGAGAACGGCAUUUUGCAGCCAAAGCGAUCUCCAUUGGACAACUUGACAACAACAUGAAACACCAACUGAAACUCCUGCGAGAAAUCCGACACGAGAAUCUUCUCGGGUUUAUCGGCGCUUGCUUGUACGAAGAGAGUCUCGUUCUGAUAAGCGAGUAUUGCUCUCGAGGGUCGCUGAAGGAUAUUCUGGACAAUGGGGACCUCAAGUUGGACGACAUGUUCAUCUCCAGCUUGGUCGGGGACCUGCUCAGAGGUCUAUCUUACCUUCACGACUCUUCACCAUUUCGAGCUCAUGGAAACCUGAAGCCGACCAACUGUCUCAUCGACUCCCGAUGGAACCUCAAGUUGGGUGAUUUUGGUCUCAAACGUUACGAGUUUGCAUUCGGGUCAAAGGCCAGAACUGAGAGUCACACCUACGUCAGCGGUGUGGUGGGGGCUCCGGGAGCUUCGGCGAGUCAAAACCAUGGCGCCACCCGAGCUUCGUACACUUUCACCUCCAGUUUCACCUCUCAUCACACCAAUUCUCAUCACCACCACCACCACCACAAUCACAGCAACAGUUUAGGAAAUCCAGGAGGAGGAUGCCAAUUGAAUAGCUGCCCAUUCUUCAUCACGAGCCCGUACCUUCCUCCAGAGUAUCCUCUGCACCCAAAGCAGCGUAACUCAAAAAGUGGGGCAGAAGGAUACCGGAAGGGAGAUAUUUACUCAUUGGGGAUCAUCCUCUGGGAGUUGCUGCGUCGUCAGACUCUAGCCAACUAUUUGGGUCUUCGGGAAGAAUUAGAAAUUCGAGAGAUUGUUUGCAAAGGGCAUCCAUCGGCUCAAUCUCUUGAAAUUGUGGGCAAGGAAAAAUUCCAGGAUUUUAGUGGUGGAGACAGCCCACGCGAUCCGUUUUGGCCGAGAGCCUUGGCCCUCAUUACGGAAGAGAGUAGCACCCUUUCCUCAGAAGGAAACAAGACUGGUUGGGCAAGUCAACUGGGUCAGAUUAAGGAGUGCAUCGCGGACUGUCUUCGCUUCGAACCAGAUGCCAGGCCGGAUGUGAAAUCUGUGAGGAAUCGGUUGCGACCACUGCACAAGGGAAUAGAUAACCCACCUGACAUCAUGAUCGGACUCAUGGAAAAAUAUGCCAAUAAUCUAGAGAUUUUGGUGGAUGAAAGAACAAAACAACUCAGUGAGGAAAAGCGAAAAACUGAAAGUCUGUUGUACGAGCUGAUUCCAGUAUCUGUAGCAGAAGAGCUGAAAGAAGGGCUUCGCGUCCCUGCACAGAAUUACGACUCUGUGUCCAUUUACUUUUCCGAUAUAGUGGGUUUCACAUUGAUGUCUGCCCAGUCAACCGCCCUCCAAGUGGUUGAGUUUUUGAAUGAGCUAUACACCUGUUUCGACUCUGUGAUAGACAGCUUUGAUGUAUACAAAAUCGAAACAAUUGGCGAUGCUUACAUGGUCGCAAGUGGAGUUCCAGUAAUUCGAGAAGGAAAUUACCACGCAGUUGAAAUGGCAAGAAUGGCACUGCAAAUUUUACAAGCUGUCACCAACUCCUCCGCUGUCAAAAUGCGUCAUCGUCCCCAUGAAACUGUCAAGUUGAGGAUUGGCAUCCAUUCUGGUCCGAUUUGCGCCGGUGUGGUAGGAUUAAAGCGCCCGAGGUAUUGCUUAUUUGGAGACACGGUCAAUACUGCGUCGAGAAUGGAAUCUACAGGCCUCCCUCUGAAAAUACACUGCAGCGAAGCGUUCGCAACGCUUGUUGAUGCGUGUGAAAGUCCACGAUUCAUUCUGGAGAAACGCGGCUGGGUUGACGUCAAAGGGAAAGGAGACAUGUUGACGUUUUGGCUGCUGGGUCAAGUUCAUCCGACUCCGCCAUGUCCGUCGUAUCCCGACCCGAAAUAGGGCACAUGACGCUUAAGAAGUUACGUAACGUCGUCGACAUGACGGCAUCCACGCACACAUUUUAAUACAUAUUAAUGUAAUUGUGUAUAACCCAAAGGGUAGAUUUUAGCCAAAUUCAACAUACUUUUACAUGUUCCUAAGAAGUGUUGUAUUAAAUCAUGCAUAUGUACAUAUAUUUAUUCAUUUACUGGGACUAACAACAACUGAUAUAUUUUAAAUAAAACUGUUUAAACAUCAA